Molecule: messenger RNA, 759 nt
Organism: Cucurbita moschata (crookneck pumpkin)
Lineage: Eukaryota; Viridiplantae; Streptophyta; Magnoliopsida; Cucurbitales; Cucurbitaceae
Product: subtilisin-like protease SBT5.4
Exons: 1
Biological process (GO): proteolysis
Molecular function (GO): serine-type endopeptidase activity
Source: RefSeq, a predicted model, not a curated record
CCGGACGUGACAGCGCCGGGAGUGAACAUAAUCGCGGCGUUCUCCGGCGCCGUGAGCCCAACAGGGGAGCCAUUCGACAACAGAGCAGUUCCAUACAUAACAAUGUCGGGGACCUCCAUGUCCUGUCCCCAUGUCUCUGGCAUUGUCGGCCUCCUCAAAGCUCUCCACCCCGAAUGGAGCCCUGCUGCCAUCAAAUCUGCCAUAAUGACCUCCGCUAGAGUUAGCGACAACACAAUGAACCUCAUGCUCGACGGCGGCUCCCCUAUCUUUGCUCCAGCCACCCCGUUCGUAUACGGGUCAGGGCACAUCCGCCCCACUGGCGCCAUCGACCCCGGCCUUGUCUACGACCUUUCCCCUAACGAUUACUUGGAAUUCCUCUGCGCCAGCGGCUACACGGAGAAGAACCUUCGAGUAUUCACCGAUGGCAAUUUCAAAUGCCCUGUUUCUGGUUCUAUUUUGAACUUUAAUUACCCUUCUAUUGGGGUUCAGAACUUAACUGGGAGUGUCACCGUUUCUAGAAGGCUGAAGAAUGUUGGCAUGCCGGGGGUUUACAGAGUUAGAGUCCAACAGCCAGAAGGAGUUAAGGUUUCAGUGAAGCCAAACGUUUUGAAGUUUGAGAAGAUUGGAGAGGAGAAGGGGUUUGAAUUGACGAUGACAGGAGCUGUGGCGGAGGGUCAAAUUGGUUAUGGUACGUUGAUUUGGACGGACGACAAACACUUUGUUAGGAGCCCAAUUGUUGUUUCUUCUAGCUUUUUCUGA